CCCGACUCGGCCCGUCAGACUCUGGGCAGCCGGCGGGAUGACGGACGGCACGUGCCUGCGCCGCCGAGGGGGCCCCUGGCCCACGCCGCCCGCCACCGACCUGGGCCGCUGGCGCCUGCGCUGCGAGGUGGGCCGCCAGACGUGGACCUACCUGCGGGAGGACGAGGCGGCCGAGCGCGAGCAGACGGCGCUGGAGGCCCACUCGCUGGGGCUGGACGCCAAGAGUUACUUCAAGGACCUGCCCAAAGCCCAUACAGCCUGGGAUGGUGCCUUCAAUGGGAUGAUGUUUUACAAAGAACUGCAGGCUGAGGACGGGCACUGGGCCGGCGAUUAUGGAGGACCACUCUUCCUCCUGCCAGGCCUCUUGAUCACAUGCCAUGUGGCACGUAUCCCUUUGCCAGCUGGAUACAAAGAAGAGAUGGUGCGGUACCUGCGCUCAGUGCAACUACCUGAUGGCGGCUGGGGCCUGCACAUUGAGGACAAGUCUACGGUGUUUGGGACUGCGUUGAACUAUGUGGCUCUGAGAAUUCUGGGCAUUGGGCCUGAUAAUUCUUACAUGGUACGAGCCCGGAACCUUCUUCAUAAGAAAGGCGGUGCUGUUUUUAUCCCCUCUUGGGGAAAAUUCUGGCUGGCUAUCCUAAAUGUUUACAGCUGGGAAGGCCUCAACACUCUGUUUCCAGAAAUGUGGUUGUUUCCUGACUGGGCGCCUGCACACCCUUCUACACUCUGGUGCCAUUGCCGGCAGGUCUACCUGCCCAUGAGCUACUGCUAUGCUACUCGGCUGAGUGCUGAAGUGGACCCAUUAGUUCAGAGCCUUCGCCAGGAGCUCUACGUGGAGGACUACGCCAGCAUCAACUGGUCAGAACACAGGAACAGUGUGUCCCCUGAUGACCUGUACACACCCCACAGCUGGCUGCUCCAUGUGGUAUACAGCCUCCUCAACUUCUAUGAGAGCCAUCACAGCACAAGCCUGCGGCAGCGGGCCAUCGAGAAGCUGUAUGACCACAUCGCAGCUGACGAUCGCUUCACCAAGUGCAUCAGCAUCGGGCCGAUCUCAAAAACCAUCAACAUGCUUGUGCGCUGGUAUGUGGAUGGGCCAUCCUCCUCUGCUUUCCAGGAGCACGUUUCCAGGAUUCCUGACUACCUCUGGAUGGGCCUCGAUGGCAUGAAAAUGCAGGGCACCAACGGCUCACAGAUCUGGGACACUUCAUUUGCAAUUCAGGCACUACUGGAGGCCAGUGCAGAACAUAGGCCUGAAUUGUCGUCCUGUUUGGAAAAGGCGCAUGAAUUUCUCCGGAUCUCACAGAAUCCAGACAACUUUCCUGACUACCAGAAGUACUACCGACAGAUGUGUAAGGGUGGCUUCUCCUUCAGCACUGUAGAUUGUGGCUGGAUUGUUUCCGACUGCACAGCUGAGGCCUUGAAGGCUGUUCUUCUCCUUCAAGAAAAGUGUUCCUUUAUCACCAAGCAUAUCCCCCGAGAACGACUCUUUGACGCUGUUGCUGUGUUGCUGAAAUUGAGAAAUUCCAAUGGAGGAUUUGCCACCUAUGAGACCAAGCGUGGGGGCAUCUUGCUGGAGCUGCUGAACCCCUCAGAGGUCUUUGGAGACAUCAUGAUAGACUACACAUAUGUGGAAUGUACCUCGGCUGUGAUGCAGGCACUGACGCUUUUCCACUCUCAGUUUCCAGAUCACAGAGCUGAGGAGAUCAGGGACACCAUCAAGCAGGGCCUAUCAUACUGUGGGAAGAUACAGAGGGCUGAUGGCUCCUGGGAAGGAUCCUGGGGAGUCUGUUUCACCUAUGGCACCUGGUUUGGACUGGAAGCAUUUGCCUGCAUGGGGCAGGUCUAUCAUGAUGGGGUGGCCUGUGCAGAAGUCACCCGGGCUUGUGACUUUCUGCUGUCCAAACAGAUGGCAGAUGGCGGCUGGGGGGAGGACUUCGAGUCCUGUGAGCAGCGUCGCUAUGUACAGAGCAGUGGGUCCCAGGUCCAUAACACCUGCUGGGCCCUAAUGGGGUUAAUGGCUGCCAGGCAUCCUGAUGUAGCAGCCCUUGAGAGAGGAAUCAGGUGUCUGCUUAGCAAGCAGCGCUCCAAUGGCGACUGGCCCCAGGAGAACAUCCCUGGAGUCUUCAACAAGUCCUGUGCCAUCAGCUACACAAACUAUAGAAAUGUCUUCCCCAUCUGGACCCUUGGCCGCUUCUCCCAACUACAUCCUGAGAGUGACCUCGCUGGCCACCCCUGAGAGCACACUUCAGAGUUUUUGGGUGGGCACUGGGGUCUUGGGGGGUGACUAAGCUUUGGUGGUCACACAGCAUAGACAGGGUCCAGUGAAGAAAGGAGAUCCCUGUAGCUGUGUCUUGCUGGGGCCUGGCCUGUAAGGGAUGAGGUUAAGUUCUAGCUAUAGAACUGGUGGAGGACAGUACUAGCUGAUGAUGCUCAGUGAGUUCUGUCCUCCUGUAGCUGCGGGAGAUUCCUUGACCCAUGAAAGGUCUCAGGAGCACCUAUGCCUCGUUCACAUCCUUCUUGGUGCUGUCGGGGAGACAGUCUGAAUGGACUUCCCCCAGCAGUAUUUUCUGGGCUUUGCUCUGUUGGGCUGAGGAAUGUUACCACGUACCAAACAGUUCGGUGAAGGAGGGUGACCUCUCUGAUCUUGCCCCCAAGAUCCAGUGAAGAAUGGGCACCACACUUGCUGAGAGUCUUGGGGCCAUUCGGGGGGAAGCCAGUCCCGACAUACCAACCCAUCCUUGAUCUCAAGCUCAUGCCCAUUGCAUG
Molecule: messenger RNA, 2769 nt
Organism: Suncus etruscus (white-toothed pygmy shrew)
Lineage: Eukaryota; Metazoa; Chordata; Mammalia; Eulipotyphla; Soricidae
Gene: LSS
Product: lanosterol synthase
Exons: 22
Coding region: 38-2239 (733 amino acids)
Biological process (GO): cholesterol biosynthetic process; triterpenoid biosynthetic process
Cellular component (GO): lipid droplet
Molecular function (GO): lanosterol synthase activity
Source: RefSeq, a predicted model, not a curated record